Letharia lupina is the source of this 1251-nucleotide messenger RNA. RefSeq lists its product as uncharacterized. The record is from RefSeq and is a predicted model, not a curated record. The coding region runs from base 1 to 1251 and encodes 416 amino acids. Lineage: Eukaryota; Fungi; Ascomycota; Lecanoromycetes; Lecanorales; Parmeliaceae. The transcript is spliced from 2 exons.
AUGACCUGGAUGUGGACUCUAAUCGUGCUCUCGUGGGUUUUCUUCUUUAAUGCUUGCGUCGCUGCUUCUCUCGAUAUAUGCCCACUCAACUCCAACGACACAGUCACCACGUCAUCAAACAUCACAUGGGCCCAGGCGGUAGACCAGCCUAUCAGGCAGCUUGAUGGCCCUUCCUAUCUGCGUCCUGACAUCGGCGGCGCAUUGGUUCCGUGGGUCUACAGCAUCAUCAUCCUGCUGGUCCACAUACCGGUCGUGAUCAUCCGCGUCGUCAAAUGGGAAGCCGUGCAGACAUGGUGCUUGGGCGCCACCGUUUUCACCAUUGCGAUCACAGCUCAAGCUUUCGCAUCCACGAAUUUCCGCUCGGAUAAGAUCCUGACCUGGACGCCGCUCCUCCUAGUCAUUGACGCCGGUAGCAUGGCGCAAGUACUUUUUCUCGUCGUCGAGGACUAUGAAUUGCUCACUCGGCUGAGACGCGCCAUUAUGCCUCUCCGAGUAAAACCAUCGGAAGAGCCUUUCCUUCACGACGAGGAAGCCGGCAAAAGCGGCGAUCCUGACGAAGGCGUCUUCAUCGCAAUGCGCACCGUAAGCCCUGUUGCAUCUACCACUGCCCCCACCAGCUCCACCCACCCACCCCUAUUCACCUCCAAACCGCUCUACGUCGCUCUCAUAUCAUCCCUCCUCCUCAUCUCCGUCUUCGCCCUCCAAUUCCUGGGCCUCCACCACGCCGUGAAUGCCGCCAGGCAGUCCGCCCCCUCCGUCUCCUGGUGCAGUCCCAUCUUCCAACCCUUCGGCGUCGCCGUGCUCGACGGCAACUGCAACGUCUGGCCCAUCCUGCAGACCUUCUCCAAGGGCGUCGGAUGCAUCCUGAUCCCCGGAAACCAGCAGAUGGCCUGGCUGAAGGCCACGGUCGCCGGCACGGGGAUCUCAAUCGCGUUGGAGCUGGUCGACAUCGGCAUCCUCGCGACCGUGCACAGUGGCACGCGCUGGCGCGGCGUCAAGAUGCGGCGGCCCUGGUUCACCAUGUUCAGCGGCGUGGCGGUGCUGGGGCUCAUCCUGGUGUUCGGGGUCGUCUACAGUACCAUCCUGCCGCCGGGCAUCUCGGAGAAGGUUUGGAUCGUCAUGGACGCGGGGGCGGUGACGGUGUAUGAAGGGGAGCUGGGCACUGCGGGACUUCGAGGGGCGAUGAUCGGGUGGAAUGAUGGCGUCUUUCAGGGCUGGGGAAAUACUUAUUUUGGGAGUUGGGCGGUUUGA